AGAAAUAGGUCCAAAAACUUGAACCUUUCAAUCACGUUACAAGUCAAUUAUCUUUGAAAACAGCGGAAGGCUCGCUAUCUUACUGAAGUAUGAACAGCAACAAUGGCUCCUCUUACCGUCCCUUGAAGCAACUCUUACGAAAUUAAGAUGUGGCUAAAUCAUCCACAACUACGGAGUUUUGUUCGUUUUGCUUCAGGCGUACUUGGAUUGCUCUGUUACGCUUUGAGUUCCUCCUUCAACUCUCUGUUCGGGAAAUGGAACCUGCUGAAAACAUUUCUUUACUGUGUCUUCAGUUUCAUCAUCUGCACUGCAGAUUUGUUUGUUAAGGUAUCACAUGGGGCAGGCAGUCUCCGACUAAGUGAGACAAUAAGAGACGUUUUCAAAAACUUGGAGAAUCUGAUUUACUGUGAUUCAGCCAUUGGAAAUGUUACAGGAGGCAUUGAAACAAUCACUGCGAGGUAAUGAAUUGUCUUGGUGCCAUGGUGAGAGUCAUGCCCAUGAUUGAGAAAGCUUUCAAAGAAUAUCUUACAACAACUUGUCCUUCAUUUCCUGCCAAGAUAGCUUGGAUAAUAGAGCUGUUGGAGAAACACUUGGAAGCCAAGUACAAAAUUUACACCGGAACUUGUUUGGAUUAUGUAGCCAUGAUUAAUAACACUAUGUAUAUAAGACUAAAGACACUCAGACAUUUUCCCUCUGCUCGAUUUAUGGAAGGUGAAUUAUAAGGUACGGA
Arachis duranensis is the source of this 730-nucleotide messenger RNA. RefSeq lists its product as uncharacterized. The record is from RefSeq and is a predicted model, not a curated record. Bases 148 to 462 code for a protein of 104 amino acids. The transcript is spliced from 2 exons. Lineage: Eukaryota; Viridiplantae; Streptophyta; Magnoliopsida; Fabales; Fabaceae.